AAUGAUGAAAGAAGUCGGUGGAUACUUUACGGAAAAUCUGCUGGGCGGCCUAACCCGAAAAAGAAAUCAGGAACUUCUGGGUUUAACACAAUGGCUUCUUCCGAUGAUAUCGAGCUUGAGUUUUCGGUGAACGGCCGGAAAACCUGGUCAACUCAUAGUGCCCAAAACACGUACAACUUAGAUUUCGUGAAAAUGAUCCAAACAAACCAAGAAACUCAAGUCUCCCGACGUAUGAGACGGCGUCCCAAAGCUGGGAUACUUACUCCUGGCUCGGGUCCUAUAGGAGACUACACUCCUACACCAAUGCCUGGGACUUCUUUUCUUAAAAGGUACAAGUGGCAGUUUAUGGAUGAACAUAAUAACUGGAUCGAAUACGGCAAAGUCAGUUCUGGUAAUGACCAAUCUUGUGUAGUAACGUCCACGUCCGCAGACUUGGAGCGACAAUUCUCUAAAAAUCCUACUUCUGUGAUCCAACUCCAGAGCAACACCCAUAAGUACAGCCUCGAUUUUGCCUCAAUGAAGCAAACUAACUUGCAAACUCAAGUUACCAGGAAUGUACGAAGGAUUGUGGAGGACCGGGAUCCUUCUCCAGGUUUGAGUUUCCUAAAUUUGUUUCAGGACGAAAACGAGAAUGAAAUACUCGGUGACGAAUAUGAGUGGUUUUUCUUCGACGAAAACAACCAGUGGAUCAAGUAUGGUCAAACUAGCUCCGGAAAUGAUGCAAAUUGCGUUCCUUUUCAAGGAUCUGAUGAAAUCGAAAAGCAUUUCAGGAGCCAGCCUGAUCAGGUGAUGACGAUUAAAAGUCGCCAACACACAUACGAAUUGAAUCUGGCUACCAUGACUCAAACAAAUGUAAGUACUAAAGUACAGCGUCCUAUGAGUCGUAUGAUUAAAAAUUCUGAUGGUACUAACGGAAAUGUGGCCGUGUCCUUGCAAGUAGCUUACGAAUGGUACUUCAAAGAAGACGAUGGGUCUUGGGUUAAGCAUGGGUCCAAAGGUAAUUCCGUCAACGCCGGCGAUAUCGAAAAGUAUUACCGAUCUAACCCCACCUCUAACUACAACUUCACUGCCGGAAACCAGUCGUACGUUUUGGAUUUUGUCAACAUGACACAAACUAACACCUCUACGGGCAAAGUGCGAGAGGUACUUCGACGUAAGCAGGUCGUAUCCAUGACAGGUGCUGCUUGUGGUUCAUCUAAUAACCACGUAUCAAACCAGCCAUUCGGUCAAAUCCCUUCCGGACAGGCGUGUUCUGCGACUCCUCUCGCAACAAAUAAUCCUGAAUACGCCAAAAUUCUUGCUCUGUUGAGGUCCCACAUUCAGAAUUGUAGUCCCAAUAAUAUUCACAAGGUCAACAACCCCUACCUUAAAGCAGCGUUUGAUAUCAAAAAGUCUCAAUUGCAGAGUCAAUACCCGAGUGUGGCUUACAGAGAAGAGCGCCUGUUCCACGGGACAAAAUCAGCCAACAUCAAAGCAAUACUUGAAGAAAAUAUCGACUGGAGACUUCAUGGAUCAAAUCGAGGACAAUCAAUUGGAAGAGGAGCCUAUUUUUCUAACAAUGCCCAGACUUCUCGUGGCUACGGAAAUGCCAUCUUCAUUUGCAAGGUCCUCGUAGGCCUCGUGACGACCGGCAACUCCCAGACCGUUAAGCCGCCAAAAGACAGCUCCAACCGCCCUUUUGACACCACCGUGGACCAGCCAGCCAACCCGUCUGUCUUUGUCAAGUACGAUUCUCAGGAGUACUACCCUGAGUACUACGCUGAGUUCUGAGGCACCUAACCCUGAGUAGUACGCUGAGUUCUGAGGUACUUAACCCUGAGUAGUACGCUGAGUUCUGAGGUACUUAACCCUGAGUAGUACGCUGAGUUCUGAGGUACUUAACCCUGAGUACUACGCUGAGUUCUGAGGUACUUAACCCUGAGUACUACGCUGAGUUCUGAGGUACUUAACCCUGAGUACUACGCUGGGUUCUGAGGUACUUAACCCUGAGUACUACGCUGAGUUCUGAGGUACUUUACCCAGAGUACAACAACACUGGCGCGAAAGAAUGGAAACCCUCUUCUCAUACUUUUUUCCGGUACUACACAUAUAAUUACCAAUUUCGUUAGCAAUGCAUCUAUAUAGUGGGUUACCUGGUACUAGGUAUAUUUUACAUUCAUUUCUUCUUUGCAAUUCCCUUACAUUCGUGUGUUCACCAAAGUCGAAAAUUUCAAUUA
Molecule: messenger RNA, 2216 nt
Organism: Hyalella azteca
Lineage: Eukaryota; Metazoa; Arthropoda; Malacostraca; Amphipoda; Hyalellidae
Product: protein mono-ADP-ribosyltransferase PARP12
Exons: 3
Coding region: 91-1770 (559 amino acids)
Molecular function (GO): NAD+ poly-ADP-ribosyltransferase activity
Source: RefSeq, a predicted model, not a curated record